Messenger RNA from Chara braunii, 411 nucleotides. NCBI's taxonomy places the organism in Eukaryota, Viridiplantae, Streptophyta, Charophyceae, Charales, Characeae. The record is from the annotation of a GenBank genome assembly.
GACGAGAGAGUGGCUUAUGCAGCGAAGCCUGGUGAUACUCUAGGACUAUGUGUAAAGGUCAUGGUUUCUGGAGAGACGGAAUUUCGAGAGCUUUUGUACAACAGCAAUGUUAUUCGGACUAAUGAGGUGAUGGACGCGGUGAAGGGACAGCAAAUCGAGAACUUUUCUCUGUGGCCCGAUGUCAUGAGCAGCUGGAGGUGGGAGCUCUCACCAGAUAGAGGUUGGCUGCUCACAUGUGUCAGGUGGAGAUUCCUUCUUAAGAAAAUUUUUCCAGAGCUUGGGAAUGAGUUACUUUCUCUGGUUGCAAGAGGGCAUUCAUUUCACUGAGGACAAAAAUCACUAUUGCCUUGCAGCCGCCGUCUUCUUUUUCUGGACGCCAGCUGGCGCAUGUAGUAAAUGCAGCGGCUGCCU